CCAUUGUAACCUUUUGAUACUAUACUUGCUACAUUUAUACUAUAGAUAUUGAAAUCACUGUCUAAAAUGUUCAUUUCUACUGUUUCUCUCGUUCUUGCUCUUGCCACCUCUGCAAUUUUUGCUGCUCCAACCACCCUGUCUACAAAAGAUGCCUCUAGCGAUCUUCCAUUCUACUUUCCCAAGCCUACUUAUCAAAGUAUUCCUUAUGAUCACUCAUCCAACCUCGCGGCUCCAUCCAAUGCUGAUUCAGUCAAGAUUGGCACUGCGUAUAUCCGUGACAAACUCAAUCUCUCUCCUGACGAGUUCAAAAUUUCCAGCAGCUUUACGGACAGUGCUGGUGUAACUCACGUGUACGGUUCUCAUCUAGUUAACGGCGCAUCUGUAGCCAAUCACCAAGCUGCUGUCCAUAUCAAAGGCGGUCAAAUUACGUCGUACUCUGCUUCGUUUGGUACUAAAAGCCAUCUUACCAAAAGUGAGCUCUCAAUUGCAGAACCCAAAGCCAAACUGACUUUUGAACAGGCUUCUGGUCUUGUAUCCAAGGCCAAGGGUCUUCCAGUUUACUCUGAGUUUAAGCAUGACCUCGAGUAUGUUCAACAGGCUGAUGGCACGCUUGUGUAUGCUUACAAAUUCCAGCUUCGCGACAAAAGUGUUAAUUUCUGGUUCCAAGUUUGGGCCGAUGCCAACACUGGCAAACUGAUCCAGGCUGUUGAUUUUGCUCAUCGUGCAACAUACAAGGCCAUCAAACUUCCUGGUCUCACUCCUGAUGAUGGAUUUUCAGACGUCAAAGAUCCAGAAUACAAAGCAUCGUCGCCUAAUGGAUGGACUGAUGGAACUACCACUGAGGGUAACAAUGUCAGUGCUCUUGAUUUAAGAAAAGAACCAGCGGUUCCAGGAACUGGUGUUAAUGGUGUAUUCGACUCCAAGUUUAACCCCACUGCUGAUAUCACCGAUCCGGACAACAUGCAAGCAACAGCUGUCAAUCUGUUUUACAUUACUAACAUAAUGCACGACAUCACGUACCAGUAUGGUUUCAACGAGGCUGCUGGCAAUUUCCAAAAGGACAACUUUGGCAAAGGUGGUGAGGGUAACGAUCCUGUUAUUAUCAGUGUCUUGGAUACUUCAGAUGAAGAAAAUGCCGAUUUCUUUUCUCCAGCUGAUGGUCAGCCGGGUCAAAUGAGAAUGUUCCGAUUUGCUCAUUUCAAGCCUAAUCGCAAUCCUGGUCUGGAUAACCAAGUCGCUAUGCACGAAUAUGGACAUGGUGUCUCAGGUCGGUUGACUGGUGGACCUGCAGUAGUUGGGUGCUUGCGCGGAGCUGAAGCCGGUGGUAUGGGCGAAGGUUGGUCUGACCUAUUUGCCAUGAUCGUGUCUGCCAAGGAAUCACAAAAAUCCGACACUCCAAUUGCCAUUGGUACAUAUAUUCAGGGUGGACCCGAAGGUAUUCGCUCCCAUCCUUACACGACUGACAUGAAAGUCAAUCCCUUGACCUAUUCCACUCUUAAGAAGCGUCUAGAAGUUCACGAUGCUGGUGAAGUGUGGGCCUCUAUGCUUUGGGAAGUCUACUGGAACUUGGUCACCAAGAACGGAUUCUCUACCGAUAUUUACGAUGCCAAGAGCAAUUCUGGUAACACUAUUACUAUGCAGAAUAUGAUUGGCGGAUUUAUGCUCCAACCAUGCCAUCCCACUCUCAUUAGUGCUCGUGAUGCUUUCAUUGAGUCUGAUGCUAAUCGCUACAAAGGUGCCAACAAGUGCGAGAUCUGGAAAGGAUUCGCCAAACGCGGUCUGGGAGUCAAGGCUGCCGACUUCAAUGACGAUUUCUCUGUUCCUGCUGACUGUGAUACCGGCGCUUCACCUCCACCUUCUAGCAGAGGUCCUCCUGCCACCACUGAAGGAGCUACCACCACUGAAGGAGCUACCACCACUGAAGGAGCUACCACCACUGAAGGAGCUACUACAACUGAAGGAGCUACUACCACUGGAAGGGCUACUACCACUGGAAGGGCUACCACCACUGAAGGAGCUACUACAACUGAAGGAGCUACCACCACCGAAAGAGCUACCAUUACUACAAAGAGGCCCACCACCACUGGAAGAGCUACCACCACUGCUCGUGGUCCUAAGCCUACUUCUGGAUGCACUCGCAUGGACAUUUGCUGCAUCUACAUUGGAAAAAGUUGCGAUCAAAACUAGAUGUUCAAGUCUAGUAAUUGUUUCUACAAUUUAUUGAAUGAAAGUAUAUUGUAACAGUGU
Batrachochytrium dendrobatidis JAM81 is the source of this 2247-nucleotide messenger RNA. RefSeq lists its product as uncharacterized. The transcript is spliced from 2 exons. Bases 67 to 2187 code for a protein of 706 amino acids. The record is from RefSeq and is a predicted model, not a curated record. Lineage: Eukaryota; Fungi; Chytridiomycota; Chytridiomycetes; Rhizophydiales. Gene Ontology annotation, molecular function: metalloendopeptidase activity; zinc ion binding.